AUGUCUUACACUGCAGACCAGGAAAAGGUAGUGCUAAAGAUACUUUCUUAUAAAGCGCACGAGUACUAUGAGAUUCUUUCAGUUGAACGAACCGCUUCGGAACCAGAGAUCAAGAAAUCAUAUAGGAAGUUAGCUAUUAAGUUACACCCAGAUAAAAAUCAACAUCCUCGGUCAGCUGAAGCAUUCAAAUACUUGAACAAAGCAUGGGAAGUGUUGGGAGACUCCAGUAAACGGAGAAUAUAUGAUCAGACAGGCAGUGAUCCAGAUGCACGGUUCAAUCCCAGUGCUGGAGGUAGCGGUGGUGGAUUUAGUGGUGGAGGUAGAAGUGCGUUCAAUGCAGAAGAUUUAUUUGGAAGUCAUUUCAGAGGAGGAAGAGGUGGAGGAGGAGGUGCCUUUGGUGACGAUGAUAUUUUCAAUUUUUUCUUUGGAGGUAACCAAGGUCAAACAUUUACAUUUGGUAAUAAUGGAUUUACGUUUCAAAGUUUUGGUGGUGGAGGACCCAGAGGAUUUGGAGGUCAACAAGCAAGACAAAGAGCUCAUCAACAACAGCAACGGAAUCAACAACAACAAGCAGAAACUCCAAUGCUGCAGUUUCUACAACAAGUACUUCCAGUACUUUUAGUAUUGGUAGUACCAAUGAUUCUUCAAUUUUUCAGUGGGAAGCAAGUACCUGAGUUUUCCCAUGUACCAACUACACAACAUACGGUAACACGGACCACACCAAACUAUAACAUUCCGUUUUUUGUUACGGAGGGAUUCAAUAAGGAUAAAAAGCUUUCUCGGAGACAAAUGCAAGCCUUUGAUACCAACGCAGAACACAGUAUACUUAAGGAGAAGCGAGCACGAUGCAAUGAGGAAAUGGUUCUUAAGAACGAAUUAAUAGAACAAGCCCAUGGAUGGUUUUCAGUUGAUCAAGAGAAAUUGGCCCACGCACGUUCGAUGGCAAUGCCCAAUUGUGAAUUUUUAAGGGACCUUAAUUUGAUAUGA
Lizanozyma spartinae is the source of this 987-nucleotide messenger RNA. RefSeq names its product type I HSP40 co-chaperone (gene HLJ1). Gene Ontology annotation, biological process: cellular response to misfolded protein. The transcript has a single exon. Gene Ontology annotation, molecular function: Hsp70 protein binding. The record is from RefSeq and is a predicted model, not a curated record. Bases 1 to 987 code for a protein of 328 amino acids. Lineage: Eukaryota; Fungi; Ascomycota; Pichiomycetes; Serinales; Debaryomycetaceae. Gene Ontology annotation, cellular component: endoplasmic reticulum membrane.